Daphnia carinata is the source of this 3280-nucleotide messenger RNA. RefSeq lists its product as uncharacterized. Lineage: Eukaryota; Metazoa; Arthropoda; Branchiopoda; Diplostraca; Daphniidae. Gene Ontology annotation, biological process: protein secretion. The transcript is spliced from 15 exons. Gene Ontology annotation, cellular component: endoplasmic reticulum membrane. The coding region runs from base 182 to 3010 and encodes 942 amino acids. Gene Ontology annotation, molecular function: guanyl-nucleotide exchange factor activity; GTPase activator activity; protein binding. The record is from RefSeq and is a predicted model, not a curated record.
UAUUCAUCUUAAUCGAUUUGAGAUUUCCCACCAAGUUUGCUCGAGCCGAAAUUAUUUAUUUUUGUUGGCAACGUCCAAAAAUUGCGAUGUGUCAAAUGUCGUCAGCUAUUCUUUUGAUUUUCUUUUUUUGAUCAAGCUUUUUGUUAAUUUUAACCGGUGAAUAACUCGUCCACGAUCGAUUAUGGGUUCUGCACAGGAAUUAAGAGGAGAUGCAGCUGCAAAAGUAAAUUUUCCGCUUUAUGCGGUGGAAAUGUUGACGGAUCGACAUUUUGUAGUUGCCGGUGGAGGUGGGGCGGCCAAAACAGGGGUUUCCAAUGGAUUUGCAAUUUACCAGCUAACCUUCAAUGGAGAACAAUGUGUGGCCACUCAGGUUGGGAAACAUGACACGGGAAGUCGUGCAGUAAUGAACUGCACCUCCUACGAGGAUACCAAAUCCAAGUGCAAAAAACUUUACUUUGUAGCUGGGCUAGAUGACCAUUCUCAACUUUACUACAUCAACAAGAAGUUUGAGAUUGCUAGAAGCCAUAGUUACAGUGAUCAAAUUGAUAAUGAGAAAAGCCCAGACAACUCUGUUAGGAAGAGAAAGCCAUCUGAAAAGGACAAUGAUAGCAAAUCACCAGAGUCUCUUCGAAAAGGAUUACUCAGCCAGAGAAGAUUAAGAAUGUUAGCUCACCCAUUGGAUAGUAUAAAAACAGACAUGAGUCCAGCAGAUGAGUCCUUCCAAAAAGUGGUCAGAAUUAGUUCAAAUGGCAAGCUAAUGGCGACUGGUGGAUGUGAUGGCUACAUCCGUCUUUGGCAGUUUCCUUCCUUGAAACCAUUGAGAGACAUCAAAGCCCAUGAAAAUGAAGUUGAUGAUAUUGAUUUUAGCCCUGAUUGUCAAAAAAUUGUUAGUGUGUCUAAAGAUGGUUGUGCGUUUGUCUGGAAUACCAAAGAUGGUAACAAGCUGUGUCAGCUUGAAUGGAGCCGUCCAGAAAAUGCCAAAUACCUAUUUAAACGAUGCAGAUUUUCGGUAAGUAAUGGUGAUGGUCAACGACCACGGCUGUUUACCAUCACCAACCCAACCAAAUCGAAACUACCUAGCUUUCUUCAAGUAUGGGACACAUCCAGUUUUCUCCUCGUCAAAAGUGUUCCAAAUAAUCUUGCAGCAAUAUCUGCCCUAACUACGAGCCCAUGCGGAAAAUUCGUAGCGAUCGGCUCCAUGUCUGGCGGAUGUAUUGAUAUUUAUACUACAUUCAACUUAAAGUUAGUUAAACAUAUCGAAAAUGCUCAUUCGAAUUUCAUCACGGGGUUAGCCUUCGUUCCUUGCCACAUUGAGGUUGGACAGAACAUCACAGGACUAAGCGAAGGAGCUGUUAUCAGCAUUUCCGUUGACAACCAGAUCCGCGUCCACCGAAUACCUCAGAGGCGACAUUUACUUCCUCUUUGGGCUGCUUUACUCCUCAUCGUCGUUGUCGUUUGCCUGGCUUUCACUUUUUGUAGUUACCUGGAAAAUUUACGUAGUGUGGCAGAGCUAUGCUAUUUCAGCCUUUCAUCUGGAAUUUUUAAAUUUUACUUCACUGCUGGAUUCCUUGGACGAAAUAUGGCAGAUCAACGUCAGUUUAGAAAAAGAGAUUACGAGGAAAUUCCAGGGCAAGUUAUCAUGAUGAAACCCCUUCCUUCAUUGCACUAUUCUUUAGGUGGUGAUGGAACGGUGGUAACCAUUCCGGGUUCCCGUGGAUUUGUGCCUCCACCUGUUCUUCUCCAGCGGUCUCCACCCAGUUACAGCGAAGCCGCAACAUCUCGACAAGUGGCAAAUUUGGAUGGACAUGUCCAAUCGGACGAGCAAGGAGCCAGGCCUAAAUCACUACUGUCGUCGGCAGUUGGACCAUCUCAUGAAGAAGGACAUCAGAGCCAAAUUUCGUCCAGUGCCUUCGAUGAGUUCAUCAUUGAAGGCUACGAACAUGUCACGUACGAACCAACUUUGAUCAAACCGCUACCACAAGAACCGGUUGUCGGAGACGGAGACUCGUCGUCCAGACGUGGAAAUGCCAUAGUACCAAAUAUCGACGAUAUUACAGCAAGGGAUGCAGUGCUUUCUUACGUGUCCCAGAAUCAUUGUUGGGGCUUGGCGUGUGCACGGGAAAUGACGAUCAUGGACAUAACAGCUUCUUCUGCUUUUCAUUAUAAUUUGGAAACCUGUACGGAAAAGAGAACUGCUGUCUGGAUUCAUGAGCCAUACACUGGUCAAGUGAUUGAUUCAGCUGACAGAGGGCCUACACCUAAACCAUGGGAUGUCCUUGUAGUUCCUCCCAAUCCAUACAGGGAAGGCCAAAUAGUUGUGGAAGUGCCUCACUCUGCCCGGGUCGUUAAUUGCUACGAUUGUUCUACGUUGGGUAGGAGAAGAUGUUGGAUCUGUUUCGGUAAUGGAGAGAUUCGAUGCAACGCCUGUAACGGCACAGGGAAAAUACUGGAAGAAGAAAGUGGAGGUGUAUCCGAAGCUGAAAGGGGAAAUGCUCCGGCCUUACCUAAGGAUUGUUACCAAUGUAACGGGGGAGGCCAGCGCCGUUGUGUUGUUUGCCUUGGACCGGGCCAGCUUCCGUGCAAAACGUGCUUGGCUCGGGGCCAGCUAAAGCUUGCACUUCAGUUAACAGUCUCAUGGAGAAUAUACAGGUCUGAUCGUGUGGUGGAACGCACGGCUGUGCCCGAAUUGCUCAUUCGCUCCGUUGAGGGCCGUGUCGCUUUUGAUGAAGAGAAAGCUGCCGUGUGGCCCAUCAACUUUUUCCCUGAUGAAGCAGUCAAUCAUGCCUCACGCGAGCUUUUGGAUGAACACAGGUCACGCCUGUCAUCGGAGAAAACCAUAGCUCAGCGUCAGUCAGUGAGAAUGGUCCCUGUCCAUCAGGUAGCUUACGUCUGGCGUAAUUAUCGUGGCUUCUUCUACAUCUAUGGUUACGACAACCUCGUCCAUUUUCCGGAUUACCCCCAGAAAAUUUGCUGUGGUUUGCCGGAACUGCUAGGUUGCAGCAUUCAAUAGUAAGUAGAAUUAGUUAGCCAUAUACUGUUUUUAAUGGGGCGUCAAAUUGCAUGCUACACUGGUCAUAAAAUUUGAUCCAUUUCCAGUACGUUGUCCAUAAUAUAUGUUGACUACGCUAUUGAUAUAAUCAAGAGUUACUGAACUCUGCGAUUUACUCUAUUUCACAGUAAAUCGAUCAAGUUAACAGGUCAAAGUUCUGUAAUGUUAAUUUUUAUGUAUCGUGACAAUCAAUACUUGAAGUAUCUGGUAAAUAUAAAAUCAUGGUUUUUU